UCCGACGGCUACCUGCUGGACACCCCUGCCGUCGCCGCCACCAGGGCCGCCCACCUGACCGCCGUCGCCCAGACCCAGGCCCGUGACGCCGUCGUCAACGGCGCCGCCGCCCUGGCCGCCCACGCCGCCCACGCGUACGCUGCCCACGCUUACGCCGCCCCUGCUGUGGCGUACGCUGCCCCAGCGCAUGUCGCCUAUGCUGCUCCUGCAGCAUACGCCGCCCCCGGCGCUCUCGCUGCCGCCGCCCAUCUCCACGCUAAGGCUGCUCUGCUCGGCUGAAAUGUCGUCUGUAGAAAAAAAUGUGCUGCAUUUUUAAAAUAAACUACAAAAAAAUAAUAAAUAAUUGAAAUCACUAUA
Messenger RNA from Schistocerca cancellata (South American locust), 357 nucleotides. RefSeq names its product cuticle protein 16.5-like. The annotation marks the transcript as partial. The transcript has a single exon. The record is from RefSeq and is a predicted model, not a curated record. NCBI's taxonomy places the organism in Eukaryota, Metazoa, Arthropoda, Insecta, Orthoptera, Acrididae.